UUGCGCAGGCGCGGGUAGCAGCUGGUCCGCGCGCUGCGGUCUAGUGAGGCGAAUUUGCCCAGCGAUUCCCAGCCAGCGCCUAGUGUGGUGCAGUGGACUGUGUGGUUCCUUCUACCUGGGGACCAUGCAGAGAGCUUCACGUCUGAAGAGGGAGCUGCAGUUGUUAGCCACAGAGCCACCCCCAGGCAUCACCUGCUGGCAAGAUAAGGACCAAAUGGAUGAUCUGCGAGCUCAAAUAUUAGGUGCGGCUGACACACCUUAUGAAAAAGGUGUUUUCAAGCUGGAAGUUAUCAUUCCUGAGAGGUAUCCAUUUGAACCCCCUCAGAUCCGAUUUCUUACUCCAAUCUAUCAUCCAAACAUUGAUUCUGCCGGAAGGAUUUGUCUAGAUGUUCUCAAAUUGCCACCAAAAGGGGCCUGGAGGCCAUCUCUCAACCUCGCAACGGUGCUGACUUCUAUUCAGUUGCUCAUGUCCGAACCCAACCCUGAUGACCCACUCAUGGCAGACAUAUCCUCCGAAUUUAAAUACAAUAAGCCAGUCUUCCUCAAGAAUGCCAGGCAGUGGACAGAGAAGCAUGCAAGACAGAAACAGAAGGCUGAUAAGGAGGAGGUGCCUGAUGAUCUGCCAGAGGCUGGUGCCUCAGAAGUGUGCAACACAGUGCAGAAAAGGAAAGCCAGGCCACUGGGAGGCACAGGAAAGAAAUUCUGCCCUGAUGCUUAGGGGUUUGUCCUGGUCUAUCUUAGUUAAUAUAUUCUUUGCUAAGAUGGUCUAAUUGCUUACCUUCCUUGACUGUUUUUCUUUGUAUUUGUUGACGUUAUCAUUUUUUGUAUCGUAUAAAACAGACUUUGUGUAUUUAUAUAUUCUGCUCUACAUUGAUUCUCUGAGGGUAGUUUGUUUUAUUUAGCUUGUACAUACGUAUUUUGAAACUUUUAAA
Messenger RNA from Hyaena hyaena (striped hyena), 932 nucleotides. RefSeq names its product ubiquitin conjugating enzyme E2 T (gene UBE2T). Gene Ontology annotation, biological process: protein polyubiquitination; DNA damage response. Bases 125 to 718 code for a protein of 197 amino acids. The record is from RefSeq and is a predicted model, not a curated record. The transcript is spliced from 7 exons. Gene Ontology annotation, molecular function: ubiquitin conjugating enzyme activity. Lineage: Eukaryota; Metazoa; Chordata; Mammalia; Carnivora; Hyaenidae. Gene Ontology annotation, cellular component: nucleus.